CAAGGUGUUCUUUAAUGCCGUCACUCAACCACACCAGCGCACACAAUCAUACAUACAUACAAACACACACACACACUUGUACACACAACCUGUUGGCUUUCAGAUAACACAGGAACCUGGCCACACUAUUUACCUGUGUGGAACUUUGGAAUUCACUCAUAGGGAGAGUGAAGCCGUGCCAACUAUUGAAUAAAACCACACUUUCGUCAAGGAAAAGAACAUUUUAAGUCUGACUAUCCUCAUUAUGAGGACCGAGUGCUCCGUCCUGCUGCUGUUGGCUUUGGUCCUCGUCCUUACAGGCCUGGUGCAAAGUUUCCACCCACUAUUUGUCUUUGAUGGGAACUCCACUACUCACCGCGACAUCACCCGAAUGGCAGUCCUCCAGAAGACGGCAGAGGCCUGCCGAGACAUUGCUGCUGCAGAUGGACGGGACUUCACUCUGGCUAUUGACGAGAGUCUAACAGCUGAGCGAGUACAAGAAGCGUGCUCCUCCUCAGAAAACUCCACCUCGCUGCUGUCCAGCGUUCUGUUCCACAGUUCCAUUACCAACUUGUACUUAAGCAACGCCAACGUGGAUUUAGUGUCGGUGUUGAGCGACGAGCACCAUUUUGAUGGCGAGACCUUUCAAAAAGGACGAGACUUGAUCACUCAAGGCGUUUCCUCUGUAAAGGCCAGCGUGAAACGGGAAAACUUCAUCGCCGGGCGCUGGACUCUUGGCAGUGUAUGUCAUACUCUUCAGGACUUCUACAGCCACAGCAACUGGGUGGAGUUGGGGAACACGUCCCCUUACAGCGCUUUGAUCACACCUGACCAACCACUUGAGAAUCUGGCGGGCCUAAACGUUUCGACCUGUAGAAACUGUACGGGACAAAGCUGUGACAACAACAUUUUGCCAGAUGUGCUGCAACAGGGGCUUCUCACCUCGGGCUACUUCAGCAUUCUCUCCCCAGAAAAGCCGGAAGGAAAAUGCAGCCAUGGAGGUGCUUUUGACCAAACUAGUAUCCGGGACCCAGUGGGCGGCAUCAAUAAGGAUGAUAUUACAUCAAGCCAUGGCUCACUUCACCAUCAAGCAGCCAAUUUGGCCAUAAACGCUACUCUGGAGCUACUGGAGGAUAUCAGAAUCGCUGUCGGCGACAAGAACUUCCUAAGGCUGAUGGGUCUCUCCCAGUCUGCUGUGCUGUGUUUUGUCAUCGACACCACAGGUAGUAUGAGCGAUGACAUCGCCGAAGCAAAAAGGGUUUCCUUCGACAUCAUCGACAGUAAGAGAGGAACCGAGCAGGAGCCUUCCGCCUACAUAUUGGUUCCUUUCAACGAUCCAGGUUUUGGGCCUCUGCUGACAACGACUGAUGCAGACACGUUCAAAGCAAACAUCAAUAAGCUGACUGCCAGUGGAGGAGGUGACAUCCCAGAGCUGUGUUUGUCUGGACUGCAGCUCGCCCUUACUGCCGCUCCUCCCUCGUCUGAGAUAUUUGUCUUCACUGACGCCCCUGCAAAAGAUGCCUUUUUGAAAAGCACCAUCACUGCUCUUAUAGAGAGCUCCAAGUCUGUGGUAACUUUCAUGCUGACGGACGUCCUGGCCAGUCGGCGCAGGAGGGCUAUAAACCAAGCAGAUGCCCAGCUGUACCGUGACCUUUCCCGAGCAUCCGGAGGUCAGGUCAUCGAGGUCAGCAAGGCCGAUCUCGCCAUGGCGACGAGUGUUAUAGAGGAUUCCUCGGCCAGUGCCGUGGUGAACAUUUUCCAAGCGGCGAGUCCUGGAAAGCCUGAUAAUUUUACGUUUACGGUUGAUAGUUCACUACAAAACUUAACGGUCUACAUCACAGGAGCUGCAUCUCUCACCUUUAAUCUCACCAGCCCCUCGGGUGGAUCUCAGAGCUCCGGCGAGUCCGCCGGACCGCUGGCAUCUUUGACCUCGGCAGGUAACCUUCGACGACUGAGCCUCAACAACGAUAAUGAGACCGGACUGUGGGAAAUAAAAGUAGACUCCAAUGAUCCUUACUCUGUAAAAGUCACAGGUCAAAGUUCAGUGAACUUCAUCUACAACCUUGUGGAAGCCCGCGAAGGAGUCCAUUCGGACUUUUUUCUGAAGGAAAGUCGACCUCUUUCAGGUGGUAAUGCCAGCCUCUUGGUCACGGUGACAGGAAGUGACAGCGUAAAAGCUCCAGAUGUCACACUGUAUGACAGCUCAGGACCAACAGAGGUCAACGGGACAAUACGGUCUUUAGGGGGUGGUAACUUCCUGGUGACAUUCAGCGACCUUCCGGCAGGUGACUUUGUGGUCCGACUGCGAGGACACGACAGCAGCUCAUUGACAAAGUCGACUCCAGUCGGCUUCCAGAGGCAGGCUUCCACUCAACUCAAGACUUCCAGCCUCUCCGUGACUGCCCAAGCCAACAAUACCAACAUAGAACCAGGCUCCACCGUCUCCAUCCCUUUCACCGUCGCCACAACAACCGGUGGAGUCGUCAAUGAAACUGCAAACGGGAUGUUCGCGGUGCGAGCGACCAAUGACCGCAGCUUUGACUCCUCGGCGCCCAGCUCUGUCACGAUAGAAGAGGGCAAUGGUGGGAAAGCUAACGGCACCGUGACUCUAACAGCACCUGACACUGCGACAUCUGGAACAGACGUGACGCUGACGAUUGAGGCUGAGGAUGCGGCUACCACCGAUAUCAACUACGUUGUCCUUAGGUUCUCCGUUGGUGCUAAGGCGACUGACAUCAAAGGACCCGUGUGCCAGGGGCUCAGUACUUCCACCAACUGUACGUCCUCACCGUGUGCCGCCGCCCAGUGGGAGUUUGUGGCCAACGUGACCGACGGCGUCAAUGGGACGGGCAUUGAAAGCAUCGCCCUCCGUGAAGGGAACGGCACCCUCAACAUGAGCACACUGGUCGGACCGGGGGGCGAGAACAUCACCGUGGUCUCCUACGUGGCCUCCUGCUGUGCACGCAGAGUACAGCUGUCUGCCGUGGACAACGUUGGAAACGUGGGCUUUUGCGUGGGUCAGGUCAGAGAGUCCGCCACAGUUGCGCCUGUUACUACUGCACCUGUUACUACGGCUAAUGUAACAAUGAAUGUUACGUCCACUGGGGGGCACACUCUCACUACGUCAUGUGGUCUGUGGAUUACUGCUCUACUACUCCCACUUUGGAAAUAAAAGGGAUACAGGGAAGGAUGUAUGCAUAUGGUACAUAACAUGUGCAUCUUAAAUUAUAAUACAAAAAUUAGCUACUUUAAAUGUUUGAAUCUUUGUUUUACUCACUAUACUGGAGCUGUAAGGAAAUCAAAUUAAAUUAUAUUGCGAUUCUUGAUUGAGUGUAUGGUAGUUACAGUUUGAUUAAUCAUAGGAAAACCAGUACGAAAAAAUCAUUGUUAUGGAUUUAUCAGUACAUUCUAUUACCCUAACUUCCCGCAUCAUAAUUUAUUGUACACCUGCACAAGGUUAAAAAAAAAAAAAAUCAACAACACCCUAUCAGACUUAUAAAAGUCUGAAUUGAUAAGAUAAUGAGUUUUGAUCAACAGAAUCAGCAAGAUAUUCAUUUAGGAUAUUUAUUAAUAUGGAUGGCGUUUGCAGUGGUGAAAAUGUGGUAAAUAAACACAAUAUACCGUAUGUUCAGGACUAUAAGCCGCACCGUAUAUAAGGCGCACCCAUUGAGUUUUGGAAGAAAACUUUUUGUUCCUUUUUUAAGGCAAAACUUAGCACAGGAAUCACAAGCAACGAAGCAAGAAAUCAUCCAAAGUAACUGUUGCAUGGCGCAAAAAAAGAAAGCCAGACUGGGUGUGGCGAAAAGCAGGGAAUAAAUAGCUCUCUGAUCAGUGCCCGGGAAUCAGGUGAGCGUGCCGAACACUAAUCAGAGGCAGGUGAAAUUAAUUUGCACCCAUGGCAACUAAAACAAACACAGGGGUGCACAAAACAGGAACUGAGAGAGUCAAAACACUAAACAAACAUGAUCCGGGCAACGAAUUACCAUGAAUUGAUUAACGCGGACCCUGACUUGAACAAGUUGAAAAGCGUAUUGGGGUGUUACCAUUUAGUGGUCAAUUGUACGGAAUAUGUACUGUACUGUGCAAUCUACUAAUAAAAGUAUCAAUCCAUCAAUCAAAUUGACAGUAUUAUUAAACCAAAUUAUGACUUUC
Nerophis ophidion (straightnose pipefish) is the source of this 4131-nucleotide messenger RNA. Its product is annotated as von Willebrand factor A domain-containing protein 7-like. The transcript is spliced from 18 exons. The record is from RefSeq and is a predicted model, not a curated record. The coding region runs from base 245 to 3151 and encodes 968 amino acids. NCBI's taxonomy places the organism in Eukaryota, Metazoa, Chordata, Actinopteri, Syngnathiformes, Syngnathidae.